AUGAACACUAGUGUGAGAGAAGACCUGCGGUUCUCUUCACUUGAUCGAGCUCUCGAUCUAUUGCCGAUUCUCCUACGCCCUUCCAGACCGUCGAUAAUUCAUAGCAAUAUGUUCUCAUACCAGAUCAAUAGCAGCGAGUAUUUGGCUCUUCGACUCUAUGUUGGCGUCGUGUUUCUGUUUUGUAUUGGCAUACUGGGAAGCUUCUUCGUCAAAGCUUUGUACAAUGUCUUUAUGCACCCCUUGAGAAAAUUUCCCGGCCCUCUCUUGGCGAGAUCUUCUCGUCUCUAUUAUUCUUAUCAUCGAAGCACCGGGAACCUCGAAUUAAUCACCAAAGAGCUCCACGAAAAAUACGGCGAUGUUGUUCGACUUGCCCCCGACGAAUGUGAGUCGUUUUUCAAGAUGUUCGAGCCACCAUCCAUUGACCAUCAGGUAGUAAGUUUCAUCAACGGCACAUCGUGGGAUGACAUCUACGGAUUCAAGUCCAAGAAGCGUCCUGGGGCCCGAUUAGAUAAAGAGCCGUUCUUCUACAUGGGAGCCAUCGCUCCGAACGGAGAGAAAAACCUAGGGGCCUCUUCGAACGCAGACCAUUCCCGUAUCCGUGGAGUUUUGUCGCAUGCUUUCUCGGAAAAGGCUUUAUAUGCCCAGGAGACCGUGCUAAUGCACCACAUCCAUCAUAUGGUGCGAAGAAUCCGCCAGCUUCGUGGAACACCCACUGAUGCUGUGCGCUGGCUUCACCACUGCACCUACGACAUCAUCUCUGAUCUUGCCCUCGGCGUCAGCUCGGGGGCACUUGAUUGCGACGACUGGAGCCCACAAGCCCAUCUGAUAUUUGAAGGUAUCAAAGAGGGCAUUGCGGUCGUAGAGAUGCUGCGCUUCAUGCCGUACAGGUUUCACAUGAUGCGUCUGUUGAUGUGGGCAUUUGGGCGUUCACGACGUCUGGCGUUUGAAGCGGCCGUCGACAAGGCACGGGUGCGCAUGGCGACUGGGAACUACGAAAGGCCUGAUUUUAUGUCGUACAUCUUGGAAGCCAACGACACUGCAAAGGCACUGACGCCGGCCGAGAUCACCGCGAACGUGGCCCUUCUCCUCGAUGUCGGAUCAGAGACGACGGCGUCGCUUCUUGCCGGAUGUCUGUUCUACCUGUCCAAGAACCCAGACCUCUUGCGGAGGCUCACAACGACCAUUCGGGAAGAAUUCGCCUCAGCAAACGAGAUGGAUAGCAAAAGGCUAGGCAGGCUGCCGUUUCUCCAAGCUGUGCUCAAAGAGUCCCUUCGGAUAUACCCGCCCGUAGCAGGGGCCACGCCUCGUGUCACACCACCCUCUGGGUGUAUGGGUGAGCGUCAAGCCAUUCGACUGAGCGCAACUCAAAUCGCUGAUAUUAUUUUAGUCAAUGGGCAUUUCGUUCCUGGAAACACGAUUGUUGCUAUCAACCAGUAUGCUACAAACACGGCCGACGUGAACUUCAAAGACGCUCUUGAGUUCGCACCUGAGCGAUGGUUAGACGAAGAAGGGUUCGAAGUUGACAACCAGGCUGCAUUUCAACCUUUCUCUCAUGGUGCAAGGAAUUGUUUGGGUCGAAACCUGGCUUGGGCUGAGAUGCGGCUUAUUUUGGGACACUUGCUAUGGAACUUUGAUUUGGAAUUACACCCAUCUUCCCAGCAGUGGAGCCAGCAGAAAACUUGGUUCAUUUGGGACAAGCCAGACUUGAUGAUGGUCUUCAAGGAGCGCGCGGACAAAUGA
This is a messenger RNA of Colletotrichum higginsianum IMI 349063, 1740 nucleotides long. Its product is annotated as Benzoate 4-monooxygenase cytochrome P450. The transcript has 3 exons. Gene Ontology annotation, molecular function: oxidoreductase activity, acting on paired donors, with incorporation or reduction of molecular oxygen; heme binding; iron ion binding. The coding region runs from base 1 to 1740 and encodes 579 amino acids. Lineage: Eukaryota; Fungi; Ascomycota; Sordariomycetes; Glomerellales; Glomerellaceae. The record is from RefSeq and is a predicted model, not a curated record.